This is a messenger RNA of Aplosporella prunicola CBS 121167, 546 nucleotides long. RefSeq lists its product as uncharacterized. Lineage: Eukaryota; Fungi; Ascomycota; Dothideomycetes; Botryosphaeriales; Aplosporellaceae. The record is from RefSeq and is a predicted model, not a curated record. The coding region runs from base 42 to 359 and encodes 105 amino acids. The transcript has a single exon.
CACAAAUGUACACGUGAUAGGAACCGAAAGUGUUUUAGACAAUGUUUGACUGUUUUUGGCUUUUUUGCUUGUCUGUAUACUGUGUGCCCUGUGCAUCUGCCCUCCCAAGCUCCAUCGUGUGGGCUUCGACCAAAAACCAACCAUCCCACGCCCCAUCGCCCCAUAGUAACAGUGUCUCAAUUUGCUUGCCUCAAGCGAGAGAAAAUGCCGCUGAUAAUGCAGUGUCGCAGCCAAGCGGCCGAGGAACAAAGACGGAAAGGACCGUGGCCCUGGAAGAACGCGCGCAUGAAAAAACUGAAAAUCAGGAAAAGCAGGAACCAACCCGUAAAAGCAACUUUUUUGACCAUGCCUCCGAAUAGAAAAAGAAACCACGACCGCAUCCUACAGUGAUGCGUCAGGGCGGCGCCCUGCGAACGUCGAUAAGAGAGCCAGUUACCACAAGCCGUCUAUUAAAGUUAGGAGCAGAGCAGAGCAUGCUGACCGCCAAACGCCUUCGUCGAACCCGACAUGCUAGAAAAAAAAAAAAAAAAAAAAAAAAAAAAAAAA